This is a messenger RNA of Camellia sinensis, 957 nucleotides long. The record is from RefSeq and is a predicted model, not a curated record. Lineage: Eukaryota; Viridiplantae; Streptophyta; Magnoliopsida; Ericales; Theaceae.
AUGGAUCCCGAGGUCGAGCUCUUGCCUCAAAGCGUCCGCCUGUUCGACCCGGCGACCUACAGGCCGGCGAUUCACGUGUUACCUCCCGAUGGUCUCCGCCAGUUCCGGAGUUUCGACAAGAGGGUGCCACCAGAGCUGCUUCUGCGCGAGCUAGAGUCUCAUCUGUCUUUCGGCGCUUCUGAGCAUCCCUUCCAGAUUCCUACUGUAGAAGGUGCUCCAACUGGACCAUCCGUUCCUGUUCGAGGGGGAGAUGGAGAGGGCACACCACCCAUCUCCGAUCGCCUAAGGGUUUCGUUCUCACUCUUGAAGUUAGAUUUUAAAGAAGCAUCAAUUCCUAUCAUCCAUAGAGAUGUUAAGUCUACAAAUAUACUCUUAGACGAUAAUUACAUAGCUAAAGUGUCGGACUUUGGAGCAUCAAGGUUUGUUCCCCUAGGCCAAAAUCAAUUAGCCACAGUGGUACAAGGAACUCUUGGAUACUUAGAUCCUGAAUACAUGUUCACAAGCCAGUUGACUGAGAAAAGUGAUGUUUACAGCUUCGGAGUAGUCCUUGUAGAGUUAAUCACUGGAAAGAAGGCAUUGUCAUUCAACAGGCCAGAAGAGGAGAGAAAUCUGGCUAUGUAUUUUAUUACUUGUAUGAACAAUGAUUGCUUGAACCAAAUUAUUGAUGAACACAUGGUAAUUGAAGGAAACAUUGAGGAGCUCAAAGAAGUUGCUAAUCUUGCAAAGAGAUGCUUGAGAGUAAAAGGGGAGGAAAGGCCUUAUAUGAAGGAAGUAGCGAUGGAAUUGGAGGGGUUGAUCAAGAAAAAGACAUCUAGAAAUGAUUUGAAUUCUUCAGAGAUUGAGUACUUGCUUGAUAAGGCAUCAACUGGAUAUGUAGUUGGAGGUUAUAGAAGCAACACAACAACAGCUAGGGUUGAUAGCAUGGUGGAAGAUAUGAUAUUGCAUGGUGGGAGGUGA